AUGAUUGACGGUGAUGACGAUAUUCUUACACUAUCGAGAUCAAAGCUCUUCUUGACAUUUGGAGCUGAAAUCGUGGCUGGUAGGCUAAUGGUCUCAUGCCCGGCUAAUAGGCCGAGGAUUCGCGCGGCCACAGGUUUAUCGACCAACGAAACAGAUUGGCUUCCUCUUCGCACAAACAACACGGUUGCAGCCAUGAAGGAUGUGCUAAUUCGCGCCAAUAUCAGUGAUUUAGAUACGGGCAGAUACAUUGACAAUCUCACCAACGUGGGCACCGGCCUCCCUAGAAUAGCCAUUGCCAUCUCAGGAGGAGGCUAUCGAGCCUUGAUGAACGGAGCCGGGGCUCUCGCAGCAUUUGAUAACAGGUCGACCAAUGCGACAGAAACCGGCCAUCUUGGAGGGCUUUUGCAGUCGGCGACAUAUCUCAGUGGCCUCUCUGGCGGGAGCUGGCUUGUGGGUAGUCUCUAUGUGCAGAACUUUACCUCGGUUGAGUCCAUCAUCUUUUCUACAUCGGGAUUUUUGAGCACCCUCUGGCAAUUUGAAAACUCCAUCUUUGACGGACCCGCCGGCCUCAACAUUGUAAGGUAUUAUCGGCAAUUGUUUGAUGAUGUUGAUGGUAAAAAGAGUGCUGGCUUCAACACCUCAAUCACAGACUAUUGGGGCAGAGCAUUGUCCUACCAGCUCGUGGACCCGAGUGAUGGAGGACCUGCAUUCACUUUCUCAUCUAUAUCAAAUGAUACCGAUUUCGUAGCGGCUCAAGCUCCUCUGCCGUUGAUUGUAUCCAUUGAGAGAACGUCAGGACAGCUCCAGAUAGCCAGCAACUCGACAAUCUUCGAGUUUAAUCCUUGGGAAAUGGGAUCCUACGACCCAGGUCUUGAAGCCUUUGCGCCGCUUCAAUUUGUCGGCUCCAACUUUACCAACGGUACCAUUCCUCGCAACGGAGUGUGCAUUGCUGGAGUUGACAACGCCGGCUUCGUCAUGGGUACUUCGUCAUCUCUGUUUAACCAGGCAUUCCUACAGAUAGGACAGGUGGAAGGCGUGCCAGACUUCUUGAUCGGUGCUAUCAACGACACGUUGGCAAACAUUGGCGAGGAAAACAGAGACAUUGCAAACUGGCCGAACCCGUUCUUUGGAUACAACGCCAGCGUGAAUUUGAAUGCCAACACCACGAUCCUGACUCUCGUGGAUGGCGGAGAAGACUUACAAAACAUUCCUUUGCAUCCACUGCUUCUUGCCGAACGAGAAGUCGACGUCAUCUUCGCUGUCGAUGGCUCUGCCGAUACAGCAACGCUGUGGCCAAACGGCACUGCCAUGGUGGCCACGUUCAACAGAUCUGAGGCCAAGGUCUCGGCCAACGACAGCAGAUUUCCAGAUGUACCUGAUCAGAAUACCUUUGUUAAUCUUGGCCUGAACCAGCGGCCUACCUUUUUCGGCUGCACCAACGGCAGCAACACUCCUUCAGGGCCGCUCAUCGUGUACUUGCCCAAUGCCCCCUACUCAUUCCAGUCCAACGUCUCAACCUUUGACCUGAAAUACACCGAAGAAGAGCGCAACCAGAUCAUCCAGAAUGGAUAUAACAUGGCCACCAUGGGCAACGGCACGGUGGAUUCGAAUUGGCCGACAUGCAUCGGCUGCGCCAUUUUGGCACGAAGCCUCGUCCGCACCAAGACUAGCGUUCCUGCAAAGUGUGCGGAUUGCUUUGCAAGAUAUUGUUGGAAUGGCACGACCAACUCUACCUUGCCGAAUACAUAUGAGCCUGCGCAGAUUCUCACCAAUACAACGGAGCAGGCGGCCUCUUCGGCUGCUCGGAUAAGCGGGACGCUACUGUUGGGUUGCUUCGCGUUUAUGCUCGCGAUCUGA
Trichoderma virens Gv29-8 is the source of this 1857-nucleotide messenger RNA. RefSeq lists its product as uncharacterized. The coding region runs from base 1 to 1857 and encodes 618 amino acids. NCBI's taxonomy places the organism in Eukaryota, Fungi, Ascomycota, Sordariomycetes, Hypocreales, Hypocreaceae. The transcript is spliced from 4 exons. Gene Ontology annotation, cellular component: cytosol; intracellular membrane-bounded organelle. The record is from RefSeq and is a predicted model, not a curated record. Gene Ontology annotation, molecular function: A2-type glycerophospholipase activity. Gene Ontology annotation, biological process: glycerophospholipid catabolic process.